Messenger RNA from Ctenopharyngodon idella (grass carp), 4965 nucleotides. Its product is annotated as protein jagged-1b. Gene Ontology annotation, cellular component: protein-containing complex; plasma membrane. Gene Ontology annotation, molecular function: calcium ion binding. Gene Ontology annotation, biological process: multicellular organism development; Notch signaling pathway; heterophilic cell-cell adhesion. NCBI's taxonomy places the organism in Eukaryota, Metazoa, Chordata, Actinopteri, Cypriniformes, Xenocyprididae. Bases 362 to 2638 code for a protein of 758 amino acids. The record is from RefSeq and is a predicted model, not a curated record. The transcript has 14 exons.
AACCGCUAGUGCUUCACACGGUGAUGCGCAGUCUCGCUCUCUGCAAGGACAUCGGAACAGACUAUCCGGUUGACGUGAGGGUAAAGAGCUGCUUUCAGUGACUGGGAAAGUAAAUGGGAUGAAAUGUCAAGUCAGUAGGCCAGCAGGUCGAACAUUCAAAGCUUCUUAACUGCAGCAGGUGGAAGGAGGAAGAGCUCGAGGAGAAGGAGGAGGCAUCCUGGACUCCGCGCGGAGAGUAGAAGGACCUUAGUGGUCUUAUCAUUUACCUGUGCAUCAUUUGCCACCUUUGUUUUGUUCGUUUUCACGCUGUCUUCAUAAUGGACAAGUAGACAGUGUAAAGAGAGCGUCACCAAACAGGGAAAUGCUGUUCCGUACGCACAGACCAAGUGCGCAAAUGUCUGCUAUGAGAAUGGAUAGAGACCGAAAGAGUUGGCACUCAUGGGAGAGGUCGAGUACGGACAGAAGGAGUGCUGUUAGGGCGAUGAUAAGGGAUGUAGCGCGCGGGCAGCACUGGACCGUGAUUUUCCUGCUCGCACUCGCGCUGCAGCCGCAGGUUGUGUGUGCGGUGGGCAUGUUUGAGGUGGAGAUUCGACAGUGGCUGAACCCUCAGGGCUUUCUACAGAGUGGUCAGUGCUGUGACCCCCAGGUCAGCGGGGGGCAGCGCUGCUCAUCAGGUGAUCAGUGUGAUACCUUCUUCAAGGCCUGUCUGAAGGAGUACCAGACUCGGGUUUCACCAACCGGCACCUGUACAUACGGCACUGGCAGCACACCUGUCCUGGGUGGCAACUCCCACACCUUACAUCACCAUGGAAAUGAGGGAAGCAACAGCAGAAUUGGACGAAUUGUUAUCCCAUUUAAAUAUACAUGGCCAAAAUCGUUUUCUCUGGUGAUCGAGGCUCUGGAUCUUGACAAUGAAACAUCAGAGGCAGGUCAGGAGGAAUUUAUAGAGCGAGUGCUGCUUUCCUCGAUGCUGAACCCAGGUGAGCAGUGGCAGGUGUUCCACCAUCACGGUCGCACGUUCACUCUGGAAUACCGCCUGCGAUUCCGCUGUGAUACCAAUUACUACGGCCCACAGUGCACCAAACUCUGUCGGGCACGAGAUGACUUUUUCGGCCAUUUUGACUGUGAUCCUUCUGGAAUUAAGGUGUGUAAGGAGGGCUGGACUGGACCAGAAUGCACACAUGCGGUGUGUAAGCAGGGAUGUCACAUGAACCAUGGUUCCUGCGAUCUGCCCGGGGAUUGCAAGUGUCAUUAUGGCUGGAAGGGUGAUCUGUGCGAUGAGUGCGAGACGUUUCCUGGGUGUGAUCAUGGCACUUGCACCGAACCCUGGAAGUGUGUGUGUGACACAAAUUGGGGCGGCCUGCUUUGUGACAAAGAUCUGAAUUAUUGUGGUAACCAUCAGCCAUGCAAGAACGGUGGUACUUGUACCAACACUGAACCGAACGAGUACCUGUGUAUCUGCCAGGAGGGUUUCCGGGGCCGCAACUGUGACAUCGUGGAGCACGCCUGUCUCUCCUCUCCAUGUGAAAAUGGUGGAACGUGUAUUGAAGACCCAGCAGGCUUCAGCUGUGUGUGUGCGUCGGGCUGGACAGGACCUUCCUGUGCCACCGCAGUGUUGCAGUGCGACUCCAGUCCUUGUGGUCGUGGAGCCACAUGUCAAGAGACGGAUCAAGGUUUCCAGUGUCUGUGUCCUCCAUUCUGGACCGGCAGAACCUGCCAGCUCGACACUAAUGAAUGUGAGACUGGCGUGUGUGUCAAUGCCCGCUCCUGCCGUAAUCUGAUUGGAGGAUAUUUGUGUGACUGCCUUCCCGGUUGGUCAGGAACAAACUGUGACAUCCGGAACAGUAGCUGCCAGGGCUUGUGUCUGAAUGGAGGACACUGUAAGGACUCUCAGUGUGUGUGUUUGCCAGGAUUCUCUGGUAAACUGUGCCAGACUGCGGUAAACGCCUGUGACAGCAAUCCUUGUGUAAACGGAGGGCAGUGUGUAGAGCGCCAGGAUGGCAGAGGCGUGUUGUGCAGCUGCCCGCUGGGAUACACUGGCACCCACUGUGAGGCAGAACUGGAUCCUUGUAAUUCCAACCCCUGCCCGAAGGGGGUGCCAUGCCACAGUACAGAAGGAGGCUACAAGUGCACCUGUCCUGAUGGUUACUUUGGAAACGAGUGCCUGAGCCUGAAGGAUUCAUGUCAUGAACCCCACUGCCAAGGAGCAGUGUCAGACCCCGGUAUGAGCGGGUUCAGUCUUUAUAUGGUGUUGGUGGGUGUAUUUGCCCUGCUUGUUGCAGGCAGCUGCUCCGUGUGCGCACUACUGCUGUCCCGCCUGCACCACCGCCAUCGGACCAAAGCGCAGCUACGUACUUCAGCGCCCGAGGACAAUGCCAUUAACAACCAGCGGCAGUUCUGCACUCUCAUCCGUAACCUUGACCACAGCGUGGCCCUACUGCCUCCUGCCCAAACAGUGCCCACCUCUGUGCCCACGCCAGCGCUCUGCAGCGAAGAGAUUGAGCUCACUCUUCCUCCCUCACCUGCACCAUCUCCAGCUCUGAAGCCAGCCCACGGGCCCAAGCUGGACAUCUCCAACCGUGAAAGGGAGAAACUAAACCGCUUCCACUAUGCAGAAAACCAGGAACUGGAGGUGUGACUGCACUUUGACCACUGGGGGGAACAUGACUUCUUGGUUCGGAGAACAACCUCUGCUGAUGAACUUUGUGCUAUAGAGAUCUGAGAGGGUUCGAAUUGAGAAGGAAAUUACUGGCACACUCAGCUGAAGAAACUAUUAUUGACAGACAGGGUCCAACAUUUUAAUUUGCUGACCUGCCAAUGAUGGUUGAAUUAAGAAAAUUAAUAUCAGUCAUGAAAAUAACUAAAUAUUAAUAUAUUUUUUUCAAUGAUAAUUGAAUUAUUUAAGUUUUCAUAUGAGAUGAGAUUGUGAAACUGCGCUGUUACAAAAAUGAGGAAUGUUAUAUCACAUACAAUAUGACACCAUAUAAAGUUCUAGACAUUCUCAAACAUUCUAGAAUAAGAGUUGUUUAAAGAGUCAUGAUUGAUUUAUUUAUUAGACGGUUUGAUUUGAAUUGAUCACAUCAUUUACAUCAGUGAGAAUCAUUCUUAGUGCUGCAAAAUCGAUUAAUCGCAUCUAACAUAAAAGUUUGUUUACAUAAUAUAUGUGACCCGUGCUGGCGAAAUGAGUCGCAAUGGACAAAUUUUCAAAAAUGAGUUAUUGUUAUUCUCACAUUCUCUAUUAAAAAACCUUCAAAAUGAUGUAUGAUUUGUUGGAAUCUGACAAAAAAGCUAUACCUGUUUGAAGUCGAUAGAGUCAGCAAAGUCAAUUUUAAUAAAAAUCGAGUUAAAGUUUUCUGAAGGCUCCAAAACAAAUUCCUCUAUCAGCCUUAAAAUCCCUGGUAAUACCACCAGAUUUGGCACAAACCAAGUCAAAACCUGUAUCUAUAGGAAAAAAAAAUAUAUAUUCAACUUUUUUCCAUGAUUCCACAAUUGUUUGAUUAACAUUAAUGAAACAGACAGCCUAUAUAUUAAGACCGACUGUAACAAACGGAUCUAAUAUGAUGUUACACAUCAGAUGUUUUUAACCAAAGGUUCACUUAAGACAUAACAAAUAAUGUUUUGCGUGAAUACUCGCCAAGACGGAUUUUUUGAAAUACUGUAAUUCUGUGUGUAUAUCGGGAUCAGGGCGUCUUUGUACUCGCGCUUCAGAUCUGUCAGUCAGCGCAAGAUAGAUUGUUUUGUUUACAUCAGCAUGAGUUUGAAAAUCACAUUUCAUUGGUUCAGACUCAUGCCAUUGAGAAUUCGCUAUGAAUAUUCACAAGGUUUGAAUGCUGCGCUUUAAAAUGAUACCAAACUUGUGCUGAGGGAAGCGCCAGUCGUCAAGAAGGGGACAAAGGAAAGGUACUCCUCUCAGAAAACGUACAAAUAAAGAUACUUUUAGAUGUUUAAUUGCUAUUUGGAGCAUUGGGAUCGCUAGACGAGGGCUUAAUGAACUCAUUUUUGUGAAAACCUCAAUUUCGACCAAAAUUGACAUUUUGUACUCAUUUUGUCCUUAGCUUGAAAUUAACCCGUGCGCAUUCCCACUCAUUUUGCCAGCAUGGUUCACAUGUGUGCGUACAUAUAUUAUUACAUUUAUAUGUAUUAUAUAUCACACACAUAUGUAAUAUAAUAUAUAUAUAUAUAUAUACACACAUAUACUAUGUAAACAAACUUUUAUGUUAGAUGUGAUUAAUCGAUUUGACAGCACUAGAUUUGAACCAUUCAUUUUAGAGUUCCUAAUAAAGUUACCAGCCAACUGAUGACUAAAUUAAUUUUAUUUAUAAAGCUGUUUUUACGCACAUUUCAUGCUGGGCGAGAGUUAAUUUUGGACCCUGUCAGGUCAAAAAUGAGUUUGAAAGAAGAGCAAGAGUUUUUAAAGGCCAGUAAUUGAGCUUCUUUGAAUCCUGGAUAUUUAAGUGUGUUUUAUUGUGUUUACACUUGUGCCCUAUAUAUUUGUACACAUUUGUUUGUAAGUGUGUGUGUGUGUGUGUUUGUGAGUGUGUAAGUGUAGAUGUAUGACUGUGUUUGUGGACGAUUCGCCAUAAAUUUCCACAAAGCCAUGCAUAUCAUUGCAACUCCCUGACUUUUUGAUACUCAACAUAAAAACAGUAUAUUUGUGUCCAUGAUUGACAUUUAAAGGAAUCAUGGAAAAAAAAUAGCAGCAUCGACUGAAAAAGUGCCAGGUGACAUCCUUAAAAAUCUUGUUAAUUAUUGCCUGUUAUGUUGGAGAUGUACAAGAUGUAUGAUUUUUAUAAUACUUGGAUGUAUAUAGCGCUGUUGUACAUAUUUUGUACAUAUAAAUUUUUGCCAUGUUUUGUACGCUGACUCCUUGCAAAAUGUUGCCAUUUUAAUUUCCUGUUUUCACUCUUUCCACUCAGCUGGUGUUUGCAAGAUGGAAUUGUAAUUAAAGUGCAUUUACCAAUCACA